AUGAAUCAGUUGAAAUUUGUUAGAUCAAAGAGUACAACUAGAUCGAGUCCAUUAAAAAGAAUCCAUUAAAAGUUAAGAUAAGUUUAAAAACCAGGAAAACUUAAUGUUAGUGUUGGAAAGAGUAGAUAAUCUUCAGAAAAUAAAGAUGCAUUACAAAUAUCAACUCCAAAAGAUAAAGUCUAAAAAAUACUUCAUUUAUUAUCAAUACAUUAAAGAAAUAAUAAAUAGUCCUAUUUAUAAACUCCAGAAAGAACAUAAUCAUUUGUUCCUUUAUCGCAUGAGAGAAAGUUAUUCAACGAAUCUAUUAAACUUUAAGACUCCACUCAUGGAAUUUGUAGUAGGAAUAACAUAUAUUAAAAAUAGAUAUUGAAUGAUUAAAUCAUUAAUAUGUAACCUAAAAUGGAAAUAAGCACAAUUACAGAAAAGAUUGAUGCUUUCUAAUUAAAAUUGUUGAAAAUUAAUUCAUCUGAUCAAACUACUUUUGAUUAAUAAUCUCCAUCAAAUACAAUAUAUGGUAACACAAAUAUUUCAUAAUUCAAUUAUAAAAAAGAUAUAUUAUAAUCAAGCUAUUCAAUAAAUCAACAUCAAAAUUCAGAUCUAAAAUAAUAAAUGUUAUAAAAACAUUAAUAAUAAAUAAUAACAAAAAAUGCUCCAAAAAGUCAAGCUCACUCUCGAUAAAAUUCUAUUAAAAACUAAUCAAAGGAAAAUUUCUAUAAUUUAGCUUCAGAAGAGUAAGUUAUUAAAAAAAAAGAUUCAAAUAAUGAUUAUGAAGAAAUUAUCUUAGAUAUAUACCCAUAAUUUUUGAAAUAAUGUCAAAAAGAUGCUAUUUUAAAAAAAACUAUUGUUGAAUAAACUGAAGAGGAAGAACAUUGUCCAACUAAAUUAAGUACUAAAUCACCAUAAUAAAAUGCACAACUCUAUAGUGAAUUACUAACUGAUAAAUCUUUAGUAAUAGUAUCACCAAAAGUGGUAAAAGAUAUGGAAAUGUAAACUAGUUUUACUUAACCAAAGUAAAAAUUACAGGAAACAGUUGAAAAAUAAAGUAUAUAAACUUAAUUUGAUACUGUAAAUGCUUCUGUUUAGACAAAAUCUAAAAAAAAGAACCUUGGAUUAUUUCAAUAUUAAUUUUAAUAUUUAUCUCCUUAAAAUAACAAUAAUCAUUAAGAUAUUGAUUUAUUAUCUUUAGCAGAUUUUUAAUCAGAAAUUUUACAUAGAACUUAAAGUGAAUUUGAUAAAGAUUUUAAUUCUGGAAGCAAAAACAAGCUGUAGGAAAUUAAAAAUUAGAAAAUUAGAGAUUUUAGUAUUCAUCCAUCAAUUAUGGAUAUAAAAUAGUAAAAUUAAUAAUAAAAUGAUAGCAGGUAUAUAUUUAUAAUAAUUAUUCAGAUCAUUUUUAUUAAGUUAAAAAAGCAAUUUAUAUUUAUCAAAAGAGUAAUUGUUAGAUCCUUAAGAUGAUAAUCAGCCAUAUUAUUUAUAAGCAGAACCAAAAGAGAUAAAUUCGAAUUUCUAUUUAAAAUAAUUGAAAUCAGAAAAUUUAUUUUAAUAAAAUUCUUUAUAAAAUAGUGUAAAUUAAUCAAAAAAUAAAGUUGAAAAGGGAUCUUCAUUUUCAAGUACUCAAUGUUAUAAAGAUCAUUUAAAUAUAUUACUAAGUUAAUCAUAAUAAUAAGGAAAUGCAAAAGCAAGUUAAAACAAUCCUUAUUUAAAUUAAAGCAAUUCAACAAAAAAUAAAUAAAAACAAUCAUUUAGAAAUACAUCUGUUAGUAAUCAAAAAACAAAGAAAAGAUAGAAUUGUAUAAAUACUAAAAAAUGA
Molecule: messenger RNA, 1807 nt
Organism: Paramecium sonneborni
Lineage: Eukaryota; Ciliophora; Oligohymenophorea; Peniculida; Parameciidae
Source: the annotation of a GenBank genome assembly